Molecule: messenger RNA, 2686 nt
Organism: Monopterus albus (swamp eel)
Lineage: Eukaryota; Metazoa; Chordata; Actinopteri; Synbranchiformes; Synbranchidae
Gene: ddx43
Product: DEAD (Asp-Glu-Ala-Asp) box polypeptide 43
Exons: 16
Coding region: 66-2177 (703 amino acids)
Molecular function (GO): RNA binding; RNA helicase activity; ATP binding
Source: RefSeq, a predicted model, not a curated record
AGCUGGUCACCGUUACGUAGAAGCUAGUUAGCUAGCCGUCAGGUGUGGAACCAAUUUGAGCUAAAAUGUCUGACUGGGAAGAUGAAUACAACGAGGACGGUGUUGCUUUCCAGAAACCUGCUACAAAUUCAGCCCAGACUUGGUGUGAGUUGUCAUGUGGUGACCGUAAAAGAGAUAAUGUAGUUUUCGGUGUAAGAGAUAGGUGUGGACCAUCAGGAGAGGGGAGAGCUGAUGGGACUAGCGGAAAAGGGUUCGACUCCAGAGGUUGGACAAGUGGAAGGGAGGCCCGUUCCCGCGGAGCCCCAGGAGGACGACCCUUUGGCGAUGAUAAGUCGGCCUCUUCCCGACCUGUGACCAUCACCGUGGAAAAUGCUUUAGUUGGGAGGAUAAUAGGUCGCGGGGGAGCCAAAAUCCGCGAACUUGAAGAGAGCAGCGGUGCCAGAAUCAAGAUUAAUAAAGGGGACUAUGAUGGUGAGGUGGUCAUCUUUGGGUCCUCUGCUGCCCAGCAAAAGGCCAAGGAGAUGAUUGAAGACCUGGUGGCAGAUGGCAACUCUCGAUUUCACGAUGGUUCUUGUAAGGGAAGAGACUAUGGAGGAAGCCACAGAGGUGAUGAAAGAGGAGGGAGCGACUCUGUAUGGUCUGCUGCACAAUUACAGGCUGCAUAUGUUGCCCCAGCACGUGUCUCCAUAGACUGGAACGACAUACGGGAGAACAAGGAAAAGUAUGAACAGCUCAAGUGGAAGGACGCCCCACCCUUGAAGAAGAAUUUUUACACUGAGGCCCAGAGUGUAUCCAUGCUCACAGCAGAGGAAGUGAGUGAAUGGAGGUUGGAGAAUAACAAUAUCUUUGUGGAUGACCUGAAGGAUGAAGGGGAGAAGCGGCUCAUUCCCAACCCCUGUCGCACUUUUCUGGAGGCCUUUGAGCAUUAUCCGGAGAUCAUGGAAAAUAUUGAGCGAGUUGGCUUCGUCAAACCAACCCCCAUCCAGUCCCAGGCAUGGCCAGUGUUGCUGAGUGGGGAGGACCUGAUAGCCAUCGCACAGACAGGAACAGGGAAAACCCUGGCAUACCUGCUGCCAGGCUUCAUCCACAUGGACGGACAGCCUGUACCUAGAUCAGAGCGGGGUGGGCCAGGCAUGUUGGUGCUGACUCCCACCAGAGAGCUUGCCCUGCAGAUUGAAGCUGAGUGCAACAAGUACCGCUAUAAGGGCUACAAAAGUGUCUGCAUCUAUGGUGGAGGGGAUAGGCGAGGCCAGAUCAGCUUUGUGAAGGAGGGGGUGGACAUAGUGAUCGCCACCCCAGGCCGACUAAAUGAUCUACAAAUGAACGAACUCAUCAAUCUUUGCGCUAUCACCUACUUGGUGCUGGACGAAGCUGACCGGAUGCUGGAUAUGGGCUUUGAACCCCAGAUUUUAAAGAUUCUCCUGGACAUCCGCCCAGACAGGCAGACUGUCAUGACCAGUGCCACCUGGCCCACUGGUGUGAGACGAUUGGCCAGAUCCUACCUAAAGAAUCCUAUGAUGGUUUACGUGGGCACCCUGGACUUAGCGGCAGUAAACACAGUGCAGCAAACGGUGCUGGUCGUCCAUGACGAGGAUAAAGAGUCCUAUAUGUAUGACUUCAUCAGAAACAUGGGUCCUGAGGAUAAAGUCCUCAUCUUUGUUGGCAGGAAGUUUAAGGUGGAUGACCUCUCCAGUGACAUGUGUCUGCAGGGGCUGGCUGUGCAAAGUCUCCACGGUGACCGUGAGCAGCGUGACCGUGAAGAAGCCCUUGAAGACUUUAAAGAGAGUCGAGUUCGUAUCCUGGUCGCCACAGACUUGGCGUCUCGAGGGCUGGAUGUCUGUGACAUAACACACGUCUUUAACUUUGACUUCCCACGUAACAUAGAGGAGUAUGUUCAUCGCGUGGGCCGCACUGGCCGAGCAGGGCGGCCAGGUGCUGCUGUUACCUUGGUAACAAAAGAAGACUGGAGGAAGGCCUCUGAACUGAUUCCCAUCUUGGAGCGAGCAGGACAGGAAGUCCCUGUGGAGCUGGCGCUCAUGGCAGAAAGGUACGAGAACCACAAGAGGGAGAGGGAGAUGUGCAAUCCAAAAGGAGGAUCAAGACGAGGAGGAGGAGGAGGGAGGAGAGAUGGUAGUGGGAGAGGAGGCAGGGAUCGAGGCCAAAACUGGGGAUUCUAAUGCCUGACUGUCCAUGUAGGUCCCCAGAUAUUAUCACAAGGUUUCCUACAGAUGGAUGUUAUGAACGGACAGAUAGAAAAUGUAACGUCUGUGGUUUUGAACAGACUACUUUUUUUGUGUAAUAAGACAGUAAUGACUAUUGUCUGGUAUUUUGAACAGGGCUAAUGGUAAUAAGCUUUGUUUACACUUUUUUUCAUUAACAAGAGCAGAAUUGGAAAUCACUUGUCUUAUAGUUUCUUUUGAAUGUAUAUUUCAUUUUAUUUAUUUUUCUCUGAUUGUUAAAACUUCUUUGUGUUUUUUGCUGGAUUACUUCAUUUACAUUUAGAGGCAGUUGCACCUCAAACUGUUCUUUGGAUCUGACAGUGUUUUAAAUGCACAAUGUUGACAGUUUUGUUUUCUGUCCAUCACUCACUAACUACAGUAGUGUUUUGUAUCACUUUUGACUGUUGUAUGUCAUUUCUUGGUUUGGGCAGAAAGAAAUGUCUAAUAAAUUCUCUCUUUUAAAGAGG